This is a messenger RNA of Aphis gossypii (cotton aphid), 1774 nucleotides long. RefSeq lists its product as uncharacterized. The transcript has 2 exons. NCBI's taxonomy places the organism in Eukaryota, Metazoa, Arthropoda, Insecta, Hemiptera, Aphididae. The record is from RefSeq and is a predicted model, not a curated record. Bases 807 to 1751 code for a protein of 314 amino acids.
GUAUGAAGUAUUUUUGCUGAGCCACACCCCCCUACCGCCACCCGCUCCUACACGUAAUGACGUAUUUUUGACGCCGCCACCCGCUCCCACACGUACAUGCUCGCCGCCGUCAUGGUUAUCAUGUUAUCAAUUACGCUUAUCAUUUUAUUGUACACGCACCAUAUUAUUGUACAUUUAUAUUCGAGUCAUCAUGCACAUGCGCAGAAGAACUAUUUUAUCAUAUUAUUGUACAUAUAUUUCAGUCACCAGUUACAUUAUCAACGUCUUUAAUAACGUUUUUCAUUAAAUAAUGCAAAAAAUAAUAAUAAUCUGGUGUUAGAAUCGAACCGGGAUAUGUACAAACGUAACCAAACAUAUAUUCCCCACUUCAACUCUAACUCCAUUGAUAAUUAUUGUUAAAACUGUUAUAUAUAAAGUAUUUUAUUGUAACAAAUAACGUCCUGGUCAAAUUAAAAAGCAUCGUCAGUAGAGAUAUGAAAUAUUCCAUUACAGACAUGCAUCGACAGGUCCGAGUAGAAAUAUGAGGAAUUUAUUUCAGUACAUCGAAAUGCAUCGACAUGUCCGAGCAGUCUAUUGUUAUUUACAUCUCUAUAGAUAUGUAUUUAAGCCCCGAAUUAUGAGUCACACGUCCAUCCUUUGUCAUUAAGGAAUGUACCCCUACCUAUUAUUGUCUGAAAUGCACAUAUGCUUGGCUCUACAAGAGCAGACAAUCAUUCAGUCUGUCCUCAGCCUUAUACUGUUUCUCACGUCUCAACCGUUCUCUCGCAGUUUUUUAUUUUUUUCAGUGUUAAAUAUUUUUAUAAGUGAUGGCUGGAUCAAUCGCUGACAACUCUGCCCUGUAUAAAAAGAAGACCUUUACUUAUGUGCCACCGACACCACCAGCUGAACUCAUCGAAUCUACUAGCUACACACUAGACUUUGCAUCCCGUAAGUUUGUACAUAUUGGUUUUGACCCGAGUGAAAAAUUACAAGUCGUUGUUCAUUUAUUAACUUCAUCGCGGUACGUGCAUAUUACUACAGAUUUUAUGAAAAAAAUAUUCGGGUUCAUGGGGCAUAUCUUGUCGUUCAUAUCAGACACACCACAAAAAUAUAAGCGAGUUAUAUUUUAUGAAGACGAAAAAAUGAAACUAUCGAGUAUGAUUUACAGCGGAGAAAAUGUGUUGGUGAUCGAAACAAAUAAUCGUGAUGGAUGUAGAGUACUGUUGAAUCGGGGCGACCUUCUUCGACUUCAAUAUCUCGAAUGUUCUAUUUUCGAGAGCAUCGUGCGAAAAGAAGUAUUCACCGCUCUAUUGAUUAUAAAACAAUAUGAAGAAAUUGUCGAGUACCUCGACAAGAAAUGUAGGCAGCAUAAAUCACCGCCGAAAACUGUUGACGAGAUGGUAGUUUUCAUUAAGAACAUACAAGACGAUCGAGUCGUUAAGUCCGUUCCAAAUUUCUACAAUCAAAUACAGAUGUGUGCAGCUGAACAGUUAGCUGAAUCAUUGUUACACCAGAACAUCUCGCAUGAGUAUUCCAAUGAAACGACGGUCAUUUCGCCAAUGUCGUCACCAACACCAAUGUCACCACCUACAUCGAUGUCAACACCACCACCGACAUCACCACCACCGAGUUUCACAAUGCAAUCGCCGAGCAGAGCAGUCGAUGAAAACGAUGGGCCGUUACAUUUCAACUCGCGAUCAUUAUCGAAAACGUACAACUUCGAUUCAGCCGUAUCGGAAAUGUAUUUUGUACCAAAACGUAAACUAUUUUAAUUUCAGAUAUGUAUUGUGUAAAA